UCCGAAGACGACAAACGUGCGAAUCGAAUCUUGACAGAAACUACAAAGCGGACAGAAGACGGGAUCCGGUUUGAAACUGGGCUGUUAUGGAAGGUGGACAACCCAGACUUCCCCGACAGCUAUCCAAUGGCGGUCCGACGAUUGGAAUCUCUGGAAAGAAGAUUGCAGAAAACUCCACUUUUGGCCGAAAAAGUGAAACAUCAGAUUGCAGACUACGAGCGCAAAGGCUAUGCGCACAAGGCAACUCUCGUUGAGCUGACUUCGGUGGACACAAGCCGCAUCUGGUAUUUGCCCUUAGGAGUGGUAACCAGCCCCAAAAAACCCGAAAAGGUCCGGCUGAUCUGGGAUGCGGCUGCAAAGGUGGGCGAGACGUCAUUCAACUCCAAACUUUUAACUGGACCCGAUCUGCUAACUCCACUGCCGAAGGUCCUGUGCCAGUUCCGCCAGUUUCCAGUUGCCGUCAGCGGAGAUCUGAUGGAAAUGUUUCACCAGAUAAGAAUUCGGUUUCCCGAUUGCCAGUCACAAAGGUUUGUAUUCCGCAAUAGCCCCAGUGAUUAUCCACAAGUUUACGUCAUGGACGUGGCCACGUUCGGGUCGUCUUGCUCUCCUGCUUCGGCCCAAUACGUGAAGAACCAGAACGCACAUGAUUUCUCGAAGGAGUUUCCCCGUGCUGCCGAAGCUAUAAUCAAAAAGCACUACGUGGACGACUAUUUGGACAGUUUUAGGACCAUCGAAGAGGCGAUAGAUGUAGUGAAUGAGGUGAAGAUGGUGCAUUCGAAAGGCGGUUUCACUCUGCGACACUUCCUGUCUAACAAGUUGGAGGUUUUACGUGGUAUCGAAGAGAUCGCGCAAGAAGAGUGCAAGGAUUUAUCGCUGGAACGAGGAGAGCACUCCGAAUCGGUUCUGGGGAUGAAGUGGCUUCCAAUCGAAGACGUAUUCACCUAUUCCGUAGUGAUGCGAGAGGAUAUUCGGCAUAUUCUGGAACCACGUCAUAUCCCUACAAAACGCGAAGUUGUCAAAGUCGUCAUGACGCUGUUCGAUCCUUUGGGACUGAUCUCAUUCUUUCUCGUCCACGGAAAAAUCCUUAUUCAGGAUAUCUGGGCAAGAGGAACGGACUGGGAUGCGGUGAUUCCAGAGGAUUUGUAUAAUAGAUGGCAGCAAUGGACGACUCUACUCCCGAAACUUGAGCAAUUGCGGAUUCCUAGAUGUUAUUUCGAAUCCGGAAUUCCAGAAAACUCUAACCAUCUGCAAAUACAUGUCUUCUGUGACUCCAGCGAAGAAGCUUUCUCCUGUGCGGCAUACUUACGGUUGGAAGUCAACAGUGUGGCACAAGUGGUACUCAUCGGUUCAAAGACGAAGGUAGCCCCACUGAAAACCAUUUCUAUCCCUCGACUCGAACUGAAAGCCGCAGUCCUUGGCACUCGCCUGUUGGAAACUCUUCAAUCCUACCAUAGCCUACCGAUCUCCAAGAGAUUCCUUUGGAGCGACUCGAGUACCGUACUCUCCUGGAUUCGCUCCGACCAUCGCAGAUACAACAAAUUCGUUGCCGUCCGCAUUGGUGAAAUCCUAACGGUAACUAAUCCCACAGAGUGGAGGUGGAUACCGACUAAAUUGAACGUUGCGGACCAAGCAACAAAGUGGAGCAAUGGCCCCCAGCUUUCAAUGGAGAACCCCUGGUUUCAAGGACCAAACUUCUUGCUUGAACCCGAAGAUUCGUGGCCAAUACAGCGUCAAACUAACCCGACGAAGGAAGAGCUUCGCUCGACUAUAGUACUGUGCCAUCUCACGUCUCAGGUAGACCUUCCGAUCGAAAUUCAUCGGUUCAACUCGUGGUCGAAGCUUCAGCGAUCUGUGGCGUUUGUGUUUCGCUAUGUGAACAAUUGCCGCCGAAAAAGGAAACGGGAAAGUCUGCAGCUGGGAGUACUCACCCAAGUCGAACUGGAACAAGCUGAGGAACUUCUAUGGAGAAUUGCGCAGAAGCAGGCCUUCCCGGAAGAAUUAUCCAUUCUUGGACGGUCGCAAGGGAAGCCUGAGGAUCGCCAUCAUACCGUUCAGAAAUCAAGCUGCAUCUACAAACUGUGGCCGUUCAUGGAUCAUCGUGGAAUCUUGAGGAUGCGUGGCAGGAUUAGUGCAGCUCCCUACACAUCGUAUAAAACCAAAUUUCCAGUAGUCUGGCCCAAAAAUCAUCAAAUAACAUUUCUCGUGGUGGACUGGUACCAUCGUCGAUACCGUCAUGCCAAUCGCGAGACAGUCGUCAAUGAGAUUCGGCAAAUGUUUGAAAUUCCGAAGUUGAGAUCGCUGGUUCAAAAGAUUACUACAAAUUGUAUACGGUGUCGUGUUGUCAAAGCCGCUCCACGACCUCCCGCCAUGGCCUCAUUGCCUGAAUUUCGACUCACUCCGUUCAUCAGGGCGUUCACGUUUGUCGACCUUGAUUAUUUCGGACCAGUUUUCGUAAGGGCUGGCAGAAGCCUAGUUAAAAGGUGGGUUGCCGUUUUUACUUGCCUUACUAUUAGGGCAGUACACUUGGAAGUGGUGCACUCUCUUAGCACGGAGUCGUGUAUUAUGGCCGUACGCCGUUUCGUAUCUCGAAGAGGCCCUCCGAGAGAAUUCUACACGGACAACGGUACAUGCUUCCAGGGUGCGAGCCGGGAACUAAAGGAAGAAAUGGAACGUAGAAACGAAGCCCUGGCAUUGACCUUCACAAGUGCGGAGACCAGCUGGAAAUUCAUACCACCUGCAGCACCACAUAUGGGUGGUGUUUGGGAACGACUUGUUCGAUCGGUGAAAGUGGCGACGGGGGCAAUUUUGGAUGCAGCACGUAAGCCGGACGAUGAGACGCUGGAAACUGUUCUACUAGAAGCAGAAGCGAUGAUCAACUGCAGGCCGCUAACGUUCAUACCACUGGAGUCGGCUGAUCAAGAGGCUCUGACGCCAAACCACUUUUUGUUGGGAAGUUCCUCUGGGGUCAAGAUACUACCUACAGCCCCGGUAGAUGGUCGAUCGGUACUUAGAAGCAGCUGGAAGUUGGCGCAGUUCAUCACGGAAGAAUUCUGGAGACGAUGGAUAAAAGAAUAUCUACCAGUGAUUAGACGAAGGUGCAAAUGGUUCGAGGAGACGAAGGAUCUUGCUGUUGGUGAUCUCGUGAUGGUGGUCGACUGCUCAACAAGAAACCGUUGGUUACGGGGCCGUGUACAACAAGUGUUCCCGGGUAAGGACGGAAGAGUACGCCAAGCUUUGGUACGCACAGCAACGGGAGUUCUUCGAAGACCAGCGGUCAAACUAGCUAUAUUGGACGUCGCGAAUUCUUGUAAACCAGACCUGAUGUGUUCCGAAAAUCCAGCAGAUCACCAAGGUUUACGGGCGGGGCUAUGUGGCGACGGACCCCCUGUUGCGGCGGCGCUUACUGGACCAAAACGCUUCGCUUCUUCGCUUCGUGCUGAUGACGGACACGUCAACGACGAUGACUGAUAUUCGAGACGACAACUUUGAUCGCAUUAGUGAAUCGUGAAAAAUCAUUUCUAAACUAAAUUCCUUAAUUCUAUCAAUUUGUACUUAAAAGUAAUUUGCCUAGACUAGUGAACUUUCUGAAUUAUUGCUAAUUGCUUAUCCUACAAAAGUACAACAUAAAAAUAUACACACGAAAUCUGUCGACUCAUCAUUCCAUAACACUAUCGGUUUACCAAAAUUGUAAGUACAAUUAAUGAAAUCAAAGCACCCAACUAAAUAAACAAUAUUUCAGCUUAAAGCUAACAGCAUAACAACAACUGCGUUUGCUAUUGAGAGUUGGAGGACCGUCACGAUCACCC
This is a messenger RNA of Aedes albopictus (Asian tiger mosquito), 3806 nucleotides long. RefSeq lists its product as uncharacterized. Gene Ontology annotation, molecular function: nucleic acid binding. The transcript is spliced from 2 exons. Gene Ontology annotation, biological process: DNA integration. Bases 127 to 3468 code for a protein of 1113 amino acids. NCBI's taxonomy places the organism in Eukaryota, Metazoa, Arthropoda, Insecta, Diptera, Culicidae. The record is from RefSeq and is a predicted model, not a curated record.